Amphiprion ocellaris (clown anemonefish) is the source of this 2174-nucleotide messenger RNA. RefSeq names its product proteasome 20S subunit beta 11a (gene psmb11a). Gene Ontology annotation, cellular component: proteasome core complex. The coding region runs from base 177 to 1175 and encodes 332 amino acids. The record is from RefSeq and is a predicted model, not a curated record. Lineage: Eukaryota; Metazoa; Chordata; Actinopteri; Pomacentridae. The transcript has a single exon.
AGCGUUCCCCAGUGCAAACCAGGAUUUGAGGGGUUUAUGACUGUGUUUGAUCAGCUUUCACUGGAUGGACUCCGGUUUAAUCUGUAUUUGAGGAAUACUUUUUAUCUGGCUUUCAACCGAAAAGAGGUUCUGAUUUUGGGAUUGGGGAAUCUAAUCACAUCUGCAUCUACACUGUUAUGGCUUUGGAGGAUAUUUGUCGCUUCAAAGACAGGCAUCACAAGUGGUUUCCUUUUUCAUCUUUGGAGGAUACGGACACAUCUCUUUAUAUGAUGGACUAUUUCAACCUCAGGUGGAGAGGACUGAGGACAUCAGAAAAAAAUAGUGCGAUUCCACUUGACUUUUUCACGCCACCUUCAGCAAACUCUGCCUCUUUCUGCCUUCCUAACCACUCCACGACUGUUCGCAGGCCCUUCCCUUUGUCUCAUGGGACAACCACCCUGGGUUUCAUCUUCCAAGGCGGGGUAAUAGCAGCUGCGGAUACACGUGCCAGCGCUGGAGGGCUUGUUGCCUGUCCCGCUGUUCAUAAGAUUACCCCCAUUCACUCCCAUUUAGUUGUCACUUCCUCUGGUAGCGGUGCAGACUGCAUGCUGUGGGAACGAAUCCUGACUAGAGAGAUCAGACUCUACCAGCUGCGGCACAGACGUCGCCUUUCGAUACGUGGCACAGCCAAGCUCCUGUCCUUCAUGCUGCAUCCCUUUAAAGGUACUGAAGUGUGUGUGGCCCUUACUCUGUGUGGCUGGGAUAAGGAAGCAGGCGACUGUGCAAAGGAUUUAGAGGACUCAUACUUUAUGUCUGAUGAAAGCUCCUCAGCUGAUGUUACCAGAAUAACAGAUUCUACAUCUCCUAAGAGUGGCCCAAAGCUUAUAUAUGUGUGCAGCGAUGGAGCCCGACUGCAGGGAGAUAUCUUCUCUGUGGGCUCAGGUUCUCCUUAUGCUUACGGAGUUCUGGAUGGAGGCCUGAAGUGGAGCCUGAGUAAAGAUGAAGCUAUCUCCUUGGCAAGAGAAGCAGUGUUCAGAGCCACUCACAGGGAUGCAUACUCAGGAAACAACGUGGACCUUUUCCACAUCACAGCCCAGGGAUGGAGCCAAAGAAAGAGGGAGGACUUGAAAGAGGAAUAUUACAGAGACAUGGAAAAGAGGAGUAAAGAUAGAAGAGGAAAGAUAAAGAGGGAAUGAACUGAAUGCUGCUAAAUUAAGCAAAGCAUUUAUGUGUGUGUGUGGGGGGGGAGGAAAUGAUGGGAUCAGGGUAAAAUUUAGACAAAGGAACUCUUCACACAUCUAGUAGGUGUGUAGGAGAGGGAUGAGCAUUUCCAAAAGUUUCAAGAAGACUCCCACACACACUGUGUAACUUGCAAAAAUACACUCAUUCACUAUGAUUUGGUGCUUGAUCUCUAUCCGGAAAAUGGUUUGAUUCAAAGAUGAGCCUGUUUAUAAAUACUGAAUGGCUGUAGCUUAGCAAACAAUCAACACACCCUACAUACAAUAGGAAGACCUGAAUUAGAAAACUUCCUUCAACUGAAUGACAACUUUCAAUAAUAUCCAGACAAUCAGAAUCCUAAAAAUCACACACAAUCAGUUGUUAUUAUUUACGGAUCCCAUGGCUGGGAACUUUUCCGUGUUACAGCAGCAAAGGAGAAAGUGCACAAGAUACAGGGAACAACGAUGAAAAAAGAAAAUAAACAAGAAAUAAUCAAAGCACUCAUAAUAUUCUACAAAUUCUUCUACAUGUUGAAAAUCUAGGUAAAAGGCACAGUGUUGUUCUUUGCUGUAAAAAAUGAACUAAAAACAGUGUUUAAAUAUAAUUUUGUUUAACAAUUUACCGUUAUGUUUUAUACUUUUCCUGCUUCAUUGAACCACAGAUAAUCAUAUAAUAAUGAUAAUAAUAAUAACAUAUAAAAUCACAAAGAAGUAUUAAUUUACAUGUUGAUUGUAAAAAAAAAAAAAAAAAACAGGCCAAAAAUGUACUUAAUGUCCAAUUCAAAAAUAUAUUACUGUAAAGAUUUAGCCAAAAUCAGAAAAAUAUUAUUUUAUAGAUAUCUGCUCUUAUUUAAUGGAAAAUUAAUUCAUAAAAAUAUUAAAUACGAUUUUAAUCCAUCAGUUUUGUUAAAUUACAGAUAAUAUCACGUAAAAUCACAGAAAAAGUGUCAUUAUUGACACUUUUACAAUGUGUUGUCA